AUGGCAACGAAGUGGGAGAAGGUGAAGUAUAUAAGGCGCGUGAGGCCAGAUUCAGACGACGGGUUAACAGAUGAAUGUAAUGAUGCCAUUGACGACUCCAAAGUGAAUAUAACACUCAAUGGAGAACAAUCGGCCCUUACGUCCCAAGAGGGUAUCAAACUGAAAUUCUACCUAGAGAAUCCACUGUUAUCUCAAUCUCAACCGAUUCUGAAGAACCGAUCGAACAGUUGCUUAUACUUGUCAGUUCCACAAAACAUUGGAAGACAAAAGAUUCAUGAAGAAGCCAGAGGAACUUCUCCUUUGAGAAAAACUUCCAGUACAUUUUCUUUGGUUAAUAGCCAUGAAAUCGAUGGAGAUAUUUCUACUCGAUCACAGCCAUCAAAAAAUACUCCGCGAAUACUCGUGAAGGAUUUGUUUAAUUCCAAAACCGAGUAUAAAUCGCACCGGUUAAAGGUAAGUUUAAACAUCAUUUACAUAAACAAACUUACUUUAUGCCGCAAAAUCGCGGUUUUCCACAUUUCUGUGUUUUAUAAUAUAUGCAAAUUUCCCAAUUGUGAUAAAAGUACCUGAUAUUGUAUUAAAUGAAGUUGAUAUUACUGAGCUAGCAGAUAGAGGUUUGGAAAAAGAUCGAGUUUCGUAAAUAUUGAGUAACAAAUAAAUACUGAGUAACAAAUAAACGAGCCCGAAGGUUAAUAUGUAUCUCCAUAUGCUACUGCUCCCCACUGUAUGAAUUUUAAUUGGUCACAGGCAAAUUGCCAUGCGAUACUGGUUAAUCUUGCACUAGUUUCGUUGCGUCACUCUUUUAUAGCUCUGUUUGCAAGUAGAAUAAUGUCAUUUUUGCAAUAUACAACGAGCCUCCCAUCAUUUCAUAUAAAAGAGCAAAAUCGCUAGGAGAUAUCCUCGUUAGAGCAACUAUAACGUCACGUAUCACACCAUCAAGAGCUUAUGAGUCGUGUUUGGCCUGUCAACACCUUCCACAGAUGGUCUUGAUCAACGAUCACUGAAGCGUGAACGAAAAUUCAGAAGUCGUGCUGAAAAUUUUCAAGGUCGAGUUCGAAAUAUGACUCGGCAAGUGUAACUUGAUGAAGCGAGUUACGGCGAGCAAGGUCGUUUAAUAAAAAGACGAGUGUAAAAACGUUUGCCAAUGAUGCGAAAUCUGAAGGAAGAGUGUAAAAUUUUAUAUUCGGCUAUAAAAUUCAAGUAGACAUUUAAAUGAUGAAUUUAAAAAUCAAACAAUGAAUUUUUGCGGGGAUCGUACGCCAUAAAAUGGGGGUACCUCGAUAACACUAAACACUUGACAAGGAGUUUUUGGUCAUUCUCCAACAUUUCCUGAUUAUUCGAAGAUUUCCGUAAACUCCCGAAGAUUCUCGAAACUUGCGAAGAUUUCCGGAAAUGACCGAAGAAAUCCGAAGAUUUGCAAGGAGAAAUCCGAAAUUUUUUUACCUUAUUUUUUCGUCCCUAAUUUCACAUGUGAAAGAUAUAUUUUCUAUAGUGUACAGAUAGGAUUUUUUUUUUUAGGUAAGACCCCUCUCCGAAAACAGUGAAACAUUAAAAAAUUGUCCACUUUAACAGCAAACACUAAUAGUUAUGGCUAAAUAACAAUAAACACUAUAUAAACCCUUAUCCAGACCCUCUCUCAGGAGGAAGAACGACUUCACAGCGUUCGAAAUAUCGGGAAUAGUUAUUCAAGUCGCUUUGUUGUUUGCUGUUUUGUAGUUACAGUUUAUUGGUCUUUGUUACUGCGCUUUUCACAAACAUGGGAACUCUAACGUUCAAAAGCCGCCUUCACAAUCGCGUUUUUCGCUGCCGUCAAUCAUAAUUACGAUCACAAGCAACGAACCUUGAAACACAGAAACACACAGAAGAGAUCGAAAUCCACCAAUCACACAUCACAAACCAUGACCUUUUGAACCCGUUAAAGUAAAGUUUUUUUGCUUGACGGCAGUGAAAAACGCAAUCGUCUGUUGGCUUUUGAACUUCAGAAUUCGCAUGUUUGUGAAAAGCGCAGUAAAACAGCAAGAUUUGGAUACCGUCAUUACUAUAAAAAAAACUUAGGUCAGGUCCCGAGGGAAACAUUAGGACUCUCUCUUGUUUUAUACUCAUAUUUUCACUCAAAGAAAUAAGUUCGAAUCAAACAAAGUAGGUACAUAUAGAAACACAAGUUUAAUUCACAAAGGACAAAGACAACAUCUGAUCAGUGAAAAAAACAAGGGACUAAUAAUUACCUGGAGGGGAGGUUGGGAAAUUAGAGGAAGACAGAGAGAGAGGGGGGUUUUAUGUAAAAUUUAAUACAUACAGGGGGGGCUUUACUUUUUCAUUGCUUUUUGCAAACUGGAAAAGUAGUGGAAGAGUUAUUAGAGUUCAAAUAUAAAUACUAACAUUGGAAUAAAACUGACAAAUUUAUCAACUCUAAGGUGUUCUGAUCUAUGAACUGUUGUUUUCCUAUCUGUAAUGCAGUAGGAAAGGAAUGCCUCUUUUAUAUAUGUUUAAACAGUGCUACUUUAUUUGCACUAGGAUUUAAUAAAAGAGGAAACUUUAAUUAAAAGUUGCAAAAGUAAAACUAUAAUGUGAUUCUGAAUGAAAAAGAAAGAUGCCAAUGUUAGCACACAUGGCAUCACAAUUUAGCAGAAUGAAAAACCCAACUGUUGAAAUUUUAAUAGCAAUACAACUUAAAGUAUGGUAAAUAAAACAUGUAAAAGAUGUACACGCGAUUACCACCAGGCUGCUAAAAAUGUAUCUAAAGCAAAAAGGUCUUAAAUUAAGUGGAGGCAAGGCUGAGUUGAUUGAUCGAGUUCUCACCCACGCACGCGGGAACCUUAAUGCCAGAGACCACUGUAGAAGAUGAGGAAUCUCUCAAUUCAUGCGAAGAAGACACAAGCUCAGAGUCCAGUGAUUCUGAUGACUCUUCAAAUGACUCUUCGACAUACUUCGGAGAGUAAUUUGCAGUGAUUUUUGUACCGGAGGAAGAAACCCAACAAGUAAACUAGUCAUGAGGGAAUCAAUAGGAGGAGACUUUUUUAAAGGAGGUUUGGGGGAGGGGGUUAGCCUUAAUAUUAUCAUUAUGUGGAGGGGGGGGUUGAAAUUAAUUUUUGCUUAAUGAGAGGGGGGUAUGACUGAGUUUGGGGGUAUAUUUCACUCAUUUUCCAACCCCCCCCCCCCCCCCCCCUCCAGGUAAUUAUUGCACAGUCCCUAAAUGCUGAAGAAACGACUCACAAUUUACUUCACAGUUUUUACGCAUGCACAGUAGAGCCGAGGACCAUCCCAUGACGGAAAAGCCGGUGGCCUUUUCGGGUAUAAUGCUAGAGAGACUACAUGCCGCUGUUCUCAUAAAAUCAUUUUAUCAAUGGAUCAGUACAAAAGUAAAUUAAAUAUAACGGGAUGUGCGAUACUGAUAAGUUUGACCUUUUCUUUCGUCAUUCAAUAACUACCCAAAUUCUUUCGACCAAAACUGGUAAAAAAGCACCAAGGCACUUUAUUAUUUUGAAGACCACCUCGUUGUUACGACGGGAUUUUAUGGCCCAAAAUUCACUUUAAAGGAGUUCAACUGUACUUGAAGUUAGCCUCUUUACAGGACAACGGAAAUAUUGCAUGAAUGCGACAGGGGUUAAACUGCGGCAUUUUUGCAAAGAAGACUACCAUGCAAUCGUAAUGAGCGGGCUGACCCCACAACUACUGAGAUAUACGAUAUAAAUGAAAGUAAAGGAAAAUUUGGUAGUAAAAGAAAUUAGGCUGAAGUGCUCACUUCUGAUCGAUAUCAUGAGAGAAACAAGAAUGAUUGUAAUCAUGAAAGCUUCACCGAACAUUCGGUUUAUCACCUGACCCCGUUUCUGUAAUAUCUAGGUUUCAUUUACGGUUAAAAUGUCAAAUACAGAUUGUUGCGUUUUAUAGCAAUUUAGCAAGAAUAUCUGGUUGGUUUUCAAAAAGGGUCACUUUGCUCUUAGCCAAUUAGCUCUUUAUGAGAGUAAAUAUUAUUCAAUUUCAGUGCAAGGUAGCUCAUUUUCUGUGGUUUUAAUCGUUUUCAUUUAUAAAAGAGUCUUGUUUCAAGAUAUUUGUAUUAUGCUAUUAAAAAGCUUUUUUCAUCGUCACCCUUGCUAAAAAAUGCAAAAAUUUACCCAACACCGACUGUAUGUGAUUGAUUAUUUUCUUAAGUUUGACCAAAACUAUUUCUUUUACUUUGCCGUUUAUUAUCUGAAGAAUAUUGAGUUUUAAUAAUUAAAAUGUAUCGACAGAUGUUUUGGCUGCCUUUCUGUUUAAAAUGAAACAAAAUGAUAAAAAAUCAAUCCUUCGACUUAUGUCUAUCCAUGAUCGGAGAAAUUUUCGCGAAUAAUGAAAUGCCAAAAUUGCAUUCCGGUACGAUGCAAGGUAAAUAUUUAAUUGUUUCCUUCAUAAAUUAUUUUACUCUUGUGUCAGAAACAAUUUACAGGCUACAAGCAAAUUGAAAAAAUCACGACCAAGUCCUGAUAUGUAUUGUUUUCAGUCGCAGGGUCGGUUUCAUAUUUUUUUUGGCUCUUUAGCUUCUUUUGUGUGUUAACUGAGUUGCCCAAUAAUUCUUAUAGACUCAAAGAAAGGUGCACAACCAAUCUUGUCUUCAGCGAUCAGGCGAUUUAAAAAUCUACUCCAGAAUUUAUUCGCCUACUCAUAAAUAGACACACACAAUGUAUUUCUCGAUGACUUGUCUAAAUACCUUGUUACUUCAGUGUUUGACACCAACCAGCUCAUCACAAGUGAGCCCAAUCAGUCAAAUUUAGACUGACAAUUUGAUUUAUAUUCUUAUUGUCCUUUUGUUAUUCUGUAAUUGUAUAUGUUUUCUUUUUAAAACAUUUCUCGAGAGCCAGGCUGUAUAUAUCAACUUAUGCCGCAGGUGAAGUAUUUCCCAUCAAAAUGUCUUUUAAGGAUAAUUAAGAGUCACCUGACCUAACUAGGUGAGCGUCAAAAAUUUAUUGAGUAAAGGUAAAAAUACAGUCUAAGUUCCCGUUCUUCGGUCCCUCCGUCCAUCUCUUCGUCCGUCCGUCAGUCCGUACGUCUGUCUGUCCGUCUGUCGGUCCAUCUGUUUCCGUCUGUCUGUCCGUGACUGGAGCUGACCGCCAGAGGUAUGAUACUCGUAACAGGUCACUUGUAAACCAAGCUUUACGUCUAUUUUAUCUUUUCCCCGGAACUUAAACCUCUAUUCUAUUCUAUUCUAUUCUUUUCCAUUCAAUUCCAUUCCAUCCCACCCCAUCCCAUCCCAUUCUAUUCCAUUCAAUUCUAUUCUGUUCAUCAAUUUAGUUCGCAUGUUUCAGAUUUUUUCCCAUAUGUUGUUUGAUUCUUCAGUCUAGUGAGUAUGGUGACAGCGAGAAGGAAACACUCCACACUCACUCAAGGAAAGGAAAUACACAGGAAAUCAAAGCGCUUCUUCAGCAAAACGAAGGUCAGUUUUAUUAUAAGAAGAAAACAUAGAGGGUCAGAACAAACUUUUAUAAGUUGAUUAAUAGUAUUAUAUUUCUCAGUUCUUACGGGCACUCUGACUGGGCAGUUUAGCAGACCGUAUCUCACUCUUACAAACUGGAAAUUUCAAAGUUUGUCUUGGUUGCGAUUCAUGACAUAAGCAUGUUGUAAGGCUGUUCUUGCAAAGUACGUUUGUUUAAAUAACCCGCCCUUAAAAACUACUACUGGUUCAUAAAAGUAAACACCAUCCGCGUUUACCUACAGACAUUGAUAAAAGAGAUAAUUAUGGCAAAACCGCCCUCCACCAUGCUGUAUCAGCAGGACAGGCCAGCACAGUGAAAUUUCUCCUUCAUCACCAUGCCAAUCCAAACCUGAAAGAUCACAGAGAUGAGGCACCUCUACACGCCGCAGUGCGGACAGGGAACUUGGAAGUGGUGGAGGUAUUCCAUAUUUUAUUCGACUUUAAUCAAGUGUUCAAUAGACCUUUUUACCGAUACGGCGGCAAUAUUGAAUUUACUAGAUUUAAGGAGUAUUAUGGGAUGCCCAGGGGGCACUCGCUAAGUAUUUAAGCGCGCUUUUCGGGCGAAAAGAGAACUUCACUGUAUAUACCUAGGGAAAAAGGCGAUCAUUAAUACAUCGAAACACGGCGCAACGAUCUUUUUUGCCCAUUACAGUCUUUUUUCUAGGAGAACUUAAAGAAAAAUUGGCCUGAAAAAACGCGCCUAAAUACUGAACGAGUAUAUCGGAUCAUGUUCAUGCCCCCUGGGCAUCCCAUAAUAGUCCUUAACUCUAAUAAAUUCAAUAUGGCCGCCGUAUCGGUAAAAAGGUCUAUUGGUUUCCUUUGUGAUUGGCUAAGAAAUCCUCUCUGGCCACUCCUUUUUUAAGUAAAAAAAGAAUGCAGGCACGCAUCGUGACUAACUUGAUUUCCCUUCGUUUGGUCCCCGAUACAUCCAUAUGUUACAAGGAGUGAUUGUUGUACUUGAUUGUCACCAAUAGCAGUGUCAUUGUGAUUUUUUAGUGGUCCUGUGGUUGCUUCCCUGGUGUGAAAACCUCUCAUAAAGGCAUGAAAUAAAAUAAAUUCCAACUUAUAGAAUUGUUUUAAAAUGACUUAUUUAAUCAAUAGAAUACGGUUUUUUUGUCUUUUUACUUUUUAGCCUUGUGACAUCAAUUUAAACCUUCAAAAAAUAUUGUUGACCUGGAAGAGGUACUUUGUGACAUUACUUAGAGAACAAGCGAUCCAAAAAGCUCAAAUAUGUGCAGUGUACUUUCAAUUAAAUGCCGUGUAUUAAAAGCUUAAGACAAACAUAAAAGAAAAGGGAAGCCCCUACACCAACUCACGGCGCGGCCAGUAACACACGCAUGCACACAACCAUAUCACACGGGCAGUGGCAGCCAUGAACAGCUGUUUCGCCUUAUUUGGGGUCAUCAGAAUGCCAUAACCCGGUCGAACCUCUGUGCGGUCAAAAGCCGCGUUCAGAGGCCCUUUACUUCCGGUGCGUGUGCAUAGUCAGGCUCCUUAAAGCGCAAGCUCCACACAGAGCCUCAGCUAGGUGUCAACGACUUUUUUAGUAUGCUAAAAGUAAAAUGAGUGCACUACUUCGAUACUCCGCCUUAAUCCUUUGGCCUUCUCCGCUUGCCCCGUUGUCUGCGCGAAGUCUGGGGAAGGGUUCGGUGACGUCACAGGUCAUGUUAGGGUCCAGGUUUGACCAACCAGAGAACUCCAAUGGACUAGGCUGACAGUACUCAAUAGUACAAAUCCUUUCUUAAGAGUUUGUUCAACGGUGUUCUCGUUGCUUUCAAAUAAGCUUUUGAUUUAAUUUUGAAUACUGAGCUGCCUAUCAAACUGGGAAAAACUAGUCAGUUAUGGACAGUAAUCUCAAACAUUAGACUUUUCCUUAUUUUGUUAGGUCUUACUUCACCACAAAGUAACCAAUGUUAACAUCGAGGGACGUAACAAGUACACACCGCUCCAUAAUGCUGCUUAUCUGGAAAAUAGAAACGCUCUUGAAAUAUGCCAAAAGCUGGUAAGGAUAACUCAAAGGGUGAAAAUAUACCGGGGUGCGGAAAGGUAUUCCCGAGGGGAGGGGGGCAUCCGGGAUUUGACCAAAAUACAGUGCAGAAUUCGGGCAACGUUACCGAGAUACGGGAUUAGACUGCUACCCUGGAAGCGGGAUUCGCCAAAAUUUGGGAAAGAAAACGAUAUUCGGGAUAGCAAUGACGGAAGCUCAGGACGCGGGAUUCUCGUGGAACAGAGGCGGGAAAGCGGGAUCACGAUUUUUCCUUUCCAGAUCCUGAUUUACCACUGGAAUGAAGUGGUGCCUUUUUUUAAAGCCAAAUAUAAGCAGGCCAAGGCACCUAUGCGUUCGUAAUUUAUAAAGCUUCUUAUCGGGUCCCGUCUGCGCAUCUGUGUGGGUCCACAGUCGCCUGAUACCUGAUACCUGAUACCUGAUAGUGAAGUCAAAACUCUUGUGAUUCAAAGCGGAAUAAAAGCGCUAACUUAUGUAUAACCUUUUCUAAACUCUCAGUUGGUCUGGACGAGCAAUAAGAAAGAAAAAACGAGCGCUGCCUGAAAAUAAAGAAACUUUAUCAUAAUGACGAAGAAAUUUAGGAGCGAUUACGUGAAUAUGGUAGGAAUGGGAAAAGAACCACGAAAGCACCGAACUGUGACUGAAAUAUUGAAGGAAAGUCCAGCCUCCACUUUAAGACUAUUUUCUCAGUUAAGCGUGUUUUGUUUUGUACUAGUUCAUGAUUUAUUUCAUCCUGUACAUGUAAGAAACAAGAAGCUGUUUAUGUUUAUUCCAAUGACAAAAGCAAACAAAAUGGAGAUAAGACGUGAAAUUGUAUGAUAUUCGCACUGCAUACCUAUAUUGUCCCGACACGGGAAACUAAGUUAUGGGAGGAGACCACGACUGCCAGGACAAAAGGCAUGCCGAAUAAUGAGGGAAUGCGAGGUCAACCAGCACCAUGGGAGGUGGGAGGGGCGAAAUUUUGGAGUCACUUCCACUACUGGCCAAGAGGCGGGCAAAAAACGAAUAAUUCUAGCCAAGGACCGCAAUGCAUCAGGCCACCAGCGCGCAGGCCCAACUCGACGGAAUUUAAAGGAGUUACUUAUUUCCCGCGUGACGGGUUAAUUAUGUAUGCAGUGGGAAUAGAAAACAAAAUUCAUUCUCUCUUGGUUUAAUAGGACACUCCCGAGUUCCAAAAACUCUCACUUUCAAAAUGAGGCCUAGUGCACAACCUUUCUUGUGAAAAGGAGUUUUAUUUGCAUGAGAAUGAGAAAUCAUUUCCAUAUCAAAGGCUGAGCACUUAACCUCAUUCUGAUACAGAGGCCCGGAGAAACUCGGAAAUGGCCUGUUGCCUGUAAUAAUGAGAAAAUGAAGGUCGAAUGUUCUUUUUUUCCUUUAUUUUCAGUUAGACUGCGGCGCAAAAGUUACAGCUAAAGGAAUAGAUCAGAUGACUCCACUUAGUGUGGCAGCUCAGAAAGGGUCGGCGGAUAUAAUGGCCCUCUUUUUCAAGAAAUGUACGUACGUUAAUAAUCGGGCAUGUCUUUUGAAAAUAACAAGUGGUUACGUAGCAACCUAGUUCGCUCCUUUUCCGUACAGGUCGGACGAGGUGGCCGAGUGGUUAAGGCGUUGGACUGCUAAUCCAAUGUGCUCUGCACGCGUGGGUUCGAAUCCCAUCCUCGUCGCACGUUUAAUUUUAUUGAAUUUUAUGUAUUUUUAGUAAGUGUCUUUUCUUGGAUUAUGUAAUGAGAAAAAUAUAAAUCUGGUCUUUUUGGCUGACGUCAAACAACCGUGGCUUUUCAUGAUUAAAGAGCUCGUUGUUUUUAUUUUUCGAUUCAUGUCCAACAGGCGAUGAAGUUAAAAGAGGAACAAAACAGCAGCACGACCUGAUCUACAAUGUUGACUACGAGGGUAGCUCUCUUUUGCAUUUAGCAAUAGACAGUGGUGUUUUGAAGGUAACAAAGAAUUGCGCAUAAUGGCCAGUAUUAAUAUACCGUAUUUCCUAGAAUAAUAGCCGGUGGCGAUGAUUAUUUUUUUUGCACAAAAAGAGGUGAUUAUUCGGGGGAGGCGAUUUUUUAAAUAUUCAAGGGAAGUCGUUCCCUAAACAGAAAAAUGAUCACGUCAAAUAAACUGAACAAGGGCUUUUUAAGUGUUGCAAAUUGGGUUCUAUGAUUAAUUUUCAAUGACAAUAUCCUCGGCGAUAGAGCUUGAAUCGUUAGUGAUCAGUUUUGCUGGAUCAGACUCUACUUUGACUUGGCAGGGAGUGGAUAAAAGAAAGGGAAGAAGACCAGAGGGGUGGGGAGGGCGAUUAUUCAAGGGAAGAGAUUAUUUUAAAAAAUUUCCGUCUAAGGGGGCGAUUAUUCGAGGAAAUACGGUAUCCAUGCCAUGAUUUUUCAUUUACCAGUUUACAAAGCCCCUACUUAGAAAAAAAGUAUUAUCUCAAUUCAGUAUUACAAGGUCGACAACAGUUCCCAGUUAACAUUAAAACAUACCUGUUCGCUACUUUACAGGGUUAUCCCGGAAGUGGAACUCGUGUUCCGCCGUGAAAUACACGAGGACUUGAGCUGGGAGCGUCCUAAUCAGUAACGCGCCAUCUAGACCACUUGCAUCACCUAAUAAUUUGCGUAGAAGUGUAACUCUGUUUAGUUGUAUAAGUAAUUUUGUCACUAAUUAUUCUUCCUUAGUAACUUGAAAACUCUUAAUUUAAUUUCUAAACAGUAAUUCUGUCUUUAUGCCUAUUACGUAACUUACACUAUGAACUUCUUCAAGUUGUCGCUAUAUGAACUUCUUCAAGUUGUCGCUCCUAGUGAUUCAAGCUGACAGUGUGCUUUUCGUUCAUUUGCUAUUCCUCAAAAACCCAUAACAAAAGUAAAAAAACAUCGUUCUUGUGACUGAAAGUCAAACACUUUUAUUGUCUCAAAAUAAUAAUUGUAUCUGUUGAUGUAGCUCAAACAAGUAAACAUAUUUUUAUUGUAAGCGUGGAAUUAAUAACUGUCAGAAUAACUGAAACAAUCCGCAAAAAUGAUUUUCAUGUAAAAGCGUAAACUUUCUUAGAUAAGGUUGCUGCCGUUAAGUAUCUUUUUGGGAGAGACACGCAGCAACCUUGUCAUAGUAUUACUGAAUACUAUGUAUUGCCUUUAACAGUUAUACGUAUUCUCUUUUUAUAAUUUUUUCAGGCAGUUAAGCUGUGCCUGGAUUCCGGGUGUUCUGUAGCAGCAGUAAAGGUAUAAUUUAGCCUCAUAAUCUAGUUUGAACACUUAGUGAAUAUUACCGAUUUGCUCAGGCUAAUGACCCAACAGACUUUUAGAAAGUCUAUGUGUUUUGCUUUUCCGCUUUGAUGAUUUGGUAUUCGGUUUUACAGAGGAUAAAUGGUGGUACUCCGAUCCACUUGGCUUGCAGACUUGGCGCGCUGGAAAUCUUACAAUGCUUGUAUGAACACGAUCCAGCGGCCUUCAGAUUCCCCUUGGUAGACAAAGAAGCUAUGACCCCUUUACACAGGUAAUCAAUUUAGAAAUUACAUAGAAGUCUAUUCAUUCAGAAUUGUAGUUUUCAGUUCAGCUCGAAGUUAAGGGGUCAUCUGCAAAACACGAAACACAAUGUCAGUCAUCACAUAUCAAACAUAACAUGAUAAGAGAGUUCAAAAGGCGAUGGGUAGGUGAAUAUUUUUAAAAGGAACUUCGAGUCAUAAUACCGUAAAAGUCCGAAAAUAAGCCCGUCCAUGUACAAGCCUCUAAAUAUAAGCUCCCCAAACUCGAAACGGAUAAAACCCCCGUUUAAUCGUCCCCCCGAAUUGUUAAAACUCCCGUGGGAUUAUACUUAAGAAUUGCUCUCAAAUACAAGCCAAAACGGUACACUAACACAUAUUUUUUUGUUUGCCUAAGAACUCUGGGGGCUUGGAUUUCUUCGUUCCAUAGACAAAGUACUUGCAAGGGCCGGAAGUUAUAUUCAGCCACCCUGCACCCAAACUCUUUCUGGUGCUCCUCGCUUUUCACCUGUUAUCUUUGCGACGAUAGAAUAUACUUUCAUAAAUUUCCUUCCAACUUUAAGCUAGCCCAAUAGAUUUUGAGACGCAGCUUUCCCUCCAAGUAUAAGCCUAAGCCGAUUUUGUAACACAAAUUUCCUUCCGUAUAUAAGCCCAUCCGAAUAUAACCCCUUCAAAACAUAAGCCCCUCAAAAAGGGUCCAUGAAAAAGUGAAAACUAUAAGCUCUGCGGGGGCUUAUUUUCGGUAUUUUACGGUAUAAAGAGAGAAUGAUUCUCUCCUGACGGUAUUAAAGCAUAAGUGACGUCAUAAGCACAUGCAUUGAUCUAUCAGUUACUAAUUAUAUAAGUAUGGGUUUAGUAAGUAAGGUUACCAUAAAACAGGCAACAAAAACGUGCAACUCGUUUUGCAACAUUGCUGUAAAAAGAGUUGGAAGCGCGUUUUACCACUCACGUUCAAACCUAUCUUGUAACAAAUCAGAAAUUUCUUAUUGGAUAAAACUACGCGGGAGUCACGCCAUACAAGUUAGCCUUGGGCUGGUAAAACACGCAACAUGUACAGAUUUUGUUGCAAAAAGUAGAAUAACUCUCUAUUUUCUGCAACAACUUUCGCAACUUGCAACAACCUGAUUUGUUGCAAGACAUGUUUGAAGGUGAUUGGUAAAACGCGCGUCUUCGCAUUUCAACUCGUUUUACAGCAAUGUUGCAAAACAAGUUGCACGUUUUCAGUUCUUUGUCGGUUUUACCAUACCUUAAGGCGGCUUUUUUUCGCAUCUUUUUAUCAUUUUUAAACCGAAAUCUCAUGGCUGGCUUCAAAUCAGCAGCACGUUCAUGGCUUUUUCAUUUAGAAAUCGUUCAGAUCAGUCGAUCUGCAUCCGCUUUACUCUUAAUGAUGACUCUGGUUCUAUAAAAUUAACCUUUGUAUUUCUAACACGCUUUCUUCUUGCAGAUGUGCAAUGUAUAAUCAUGUAGGAGUUGUUCAAUUUUUAGUGGAUCAUGUAAGUAUCCACUCUGUAAAUUCCUUUCAGUCUUAAGAUCUCUUAAUAACACUAGUAAAUGGUUUGUCCUCGGAUUUUCUUAAUCUUCUCUCCUUCGUCUCUCCUUAUCGUUUUCAGGGAGUAGAAUUAAACCCACGAGACCGAGAAAAAUGUACACCACUACUCUUGGCAGCGGCUCACGGCUGUCCAGCGGUUGUAUCUUAUUUGUUGGAAAGUGGAGCUGACGUCACAUGUGAAGAUGACAAGAAAAGAACAGCACUACACUGGGCGGUUGGUCAGGAUAAAACCAUAGAGCGGCUAUUGAAGGUAAAAUUUUAUGCGCUGACCAGUGAAUUAGCACGGUCCUGUUUAGACAGCGUUUUGCCAAACGUAAGGGCUAUCUGCACUUCAGUGGGCCCCAUCAUCCAUCGUAUAAGAAGAUCACGAAAGCAGCGAGAUAGAUGCUGGCCACUGAUUGGGCACAAAAUGAUUUUUUUGCUCAAUCACAGACAAACAUUCGAAUGAGUCGUGGAACUGAUUCGUUAAGAGUAGUAUCCCAGGGGCUCUCUCCCCCGUUCUUGAAAACUUUCGCCGCCGUUUUUCCUGACCCAACAGACGGGCAGUGGCGAGGAAGAUAGUUUUGACAACAUUCUGUCAUUAGAGUUACACUAAAUCCAUUGUUGGGAUUUUUGAAACGGCACUUUGUCCGUUAUGCUUAUUAGUGGCGAACAAGUUGCACCAGUCCGACGAGGUGGCCGAGUGGUUAAGGCGUUGGACUGCUAAUCCAAUGUGCUCUGCACGCGUGGGUUCGAAUCCCAUCCUCGUCGUGCUCUUAUUUAACUUUUUUUUACUUUUGUUAUAUACUUUAAUAUGCGUUUUGACGAUAACAGUAGAAGGAGCUAUACAAUAUUGAAAAUAAACGUCUGAAAUACUGAAAAAAAGCAUUGAAAUUUUCUUGACACGUCAUGUUUUGCGUUUAAAAAGUUUUUUAAUAACUUGGUUUACACGCUUAACUUGUUACACAGGAUCCCCUCGUACAGAAAAUGAAGCUUGUGAACCAACAGGACAGUACAGGGGCGACAGCUCUUCAUUACGCUGCACAAGGCGGGUUCCUCAAGGUGAGACUUAUUUUUAUUCCCCUCGAGUUUCAUAUUUUUGUUUUUGUUAUUUCUGUCAUUUCCUUUCCAUUUCAUUUUGCAGAGCGUUCUUUUAUUGCUCAAGAAUGGAACUGAUCCAAGCAUAAAAAACAAUACGCUUGAAACUCCGCUUCAUUUAUCCGCCAGGUACAGUAGGCACAUCAAACAACAGGGCUAUAGUUAAGCUUUUGGGCCUGUUUAUAUGAGGUGAGCCAGCCGGGUUAGCCGGGAUGGUCCGUUUUACCGGGCUGCCUGGCUCAUGCCUUGCGUUCUCUCAAAAUUGUUGUUGUUGUUGUUGUUGUUGUUUUUUUAUGAGAAGGCGGCCGAGAUCUCUGCACGAGCAACCGGGAUCUCGGCAAGCGGGCCAGUUUGCCUUCUCAUGUAAUCAAAACACUUAUUAUAUGAGGAAACAAAAAAACUGAAACAAGGCAUGAAACCGAGCCAGUCUGGCAAAGCUUGCCAGCCCGGGUAAAAGGUCUGGCUAACUUCGUAUAAACAGGCCCUUAAUUAGUAGGCUUCUUGGUUCGUCUCAUAAAACAGGCUUAUCCCUAAUUUAGUGCUCCUCUUAAUAAUGCUAAGAAAAAAAAACAAUAACAGCAACUUCAACAGCAACAACAAGAGCUUUUUAAAGACUAUUGUUGAUUAAUUUCCAAAGUGGUCUUGGUUUAUUUCUUAUGAAGCUACUGCGCGUUUAGUCGGCUUAAGCGCGGGUUUAGGUAUCGCAACUGUGACUGAUGACACUUUUUGCAAAUCUACCUCAUGUGUCAAGACUACAGUAGUUACAGUAGUUAAUGAUGUUAUCUUCUUAUGCUUGUUUGUUCAGCCAUGGCUGGCUACCGAUCGUAAAGAAGCUAAUGGAGGGUCGACAGACGCGUUUAAUGAAUGUAGGUAACUUAAGCGAUCACACACCUCUUCACUUAGCUGCUUCUAAUGGACAAGACAAAGUUGUCAAAUUUCUCUUGGACAGAGGUGCUACGAUAGAAAGGUCAAAAGUAACUUUAGCUAAUAAUUAUUUCAACUCUUCUAAAUAAUCUUAAAAUGCCGUGUGUCAAAAGCGUUGUUGCACAGCUUGAUUGAGGAUAAAGUCAUCAAACACGGCCUACUUGCAUGCAGUAGGAUAACAAUAAAAUUUUCUUUUCAUGGUUUUAAGCAUAUGCUUGUGCUUGCUUUUAGAGUGCUCUAUAGCGCAGGCUUCGUUCAGACGUUGCAUAAACUCGUUAGCUACCGUGGAAGGCGUUUAAAGGCCUAGGGAAGAGGUGUGAGAGAACAGAAAGGACGUUCACAUCGUGUUAACGUGCGCUUUUAUUCCCCCUACACCUUUGAACCCCCACACCUUCAAGCGCCUGUCACGAGAACCAAGCUUAAUACAGGGCUCGAUAAAGUCAUGAAAAAUCUAAAAAGCGGUGAAAUGUAAGAACUUCAUUUUCCAGGCCUUAAAAGUCAUGGAAUUUAAUGGUCGGUGAUGGAAGGUCAUGUAAUUGAAGUUAUUUGUGGUAGAUUAGUUAUUGCAAAUUUCAAAGCAACUGAGGAAAAUGUAACUGAUAGAGACGACAGACGAGUAAUUAAAUAGCGCGAACGGGACGACCCAUUUUGGUGGACACAAGUGUUUCUGUCUGUUUAACAGAGUUAGGCGAAAAUAUUGCCAAAAACAAGAAAAGUUUUCAAAAAUUUCGAAAGUGACAGCUAAACUGACUUACGGUUAUGGAAAACAUGGAAAAGUUCAUGGAAAAAGUGGUGGGAAGUAUAAGUCAUGGAAGAGCUCAAAAAAGUUUGAACCCUGUGAUACGGGUGUUACGAAAACUAAGACCCUCGAAAACUAAGACCUAAGACCUAAGACCCGUCUUAGUUUUCGAGAUUACGAAAACUAAGACCCCUAAAUUUGCCGUUAAAUUUGACUUAAAACUCGGUGGAAAGGAUCGAACAUGAUAUAAUUUGAGUCAGAUCAGACCUAUUUCGGUUACAAUUUGACUUUAUAUUUCGACGGAUUCGAUUUUAGGGGGUCUUAGUUUUCGUAAUCUCGAAAACUAAGACGGGUCUUAGGUCUUAGGUCUUAGUUUUCGAGGGUCUUAGUUUUCGUGACACCCCUGUGAUACUAUUUAGUGGCUGUCCAGCAUUCUUCUGGACUCCUUACAACUCUACAUUCGAUUGUUGGAAUGUAUUAAAUAGGAAAGUUGACGUUUUAACAAUGCAAAGUCUGUCUUUUAUCAUCAUUAUUGUUAUUUUAGGGAUACAGACGGGCGUACACCACUUCAUUUUGCCGCAGCUAAGGGUUCAUUGAAAAGCGUCCAGUUAAUCUGUGCUGCGAGUUCUAACUGCAUCAACGUGGAAGAUAAUGCAGACCAGGUAAUUAUAAGAAAAUGCUGGAAAAUACUAUUUUCGAUGAGAACAACAGAUGCGAGUAAAUUCCGAAAUAUAAAUCACACUAAUCUCGCUUCCAUUCCAUCAGGGUAUGAGGAUAAGUAAUGGUAACAGGACUGAGUGGAGACCAAUUCGGUCUGUAAUCAUACGAGUGAUUAACAACAUCGAAUGACCACGUAGCGGGAGUCCGGUUUGUUUAAUCACGAGUAUGAUUACAGACCGAAUUGGACGACAUGAAGUUCUGUUACCAAUUAAUCGUAACUUUAAAAAAUUUGUGAUAUAUAAGGCUCUUUUAAAAAUCAAAACACAAGAAAUUCUAAGAUUUUUUUUCGCCAGCGAUGAAAAAAACAAAACAUUUCAGCGCGCGUAAUGGCGCGCACUGUCCAAUUACUUACUAGGCAUGACACGUACUGUCCUAUUAAACUGUUCUAUUAAGGCUGAAAUCAGGGCAUUUGAUAACCAAUCAUAUUUGAGAAUUUUGUUAUAGUUAUGAUUAAAUACCGUAUAACCCCGCCAAAAUUAGGUACGGCAAUUAUACACUUACCCUAAAAGCAAGAGUUCGGGACGUCAAACCGUGUUUUAAUUUCACUUUAUCUUUCUCCUACAGGACACUGCCUUGCAUCUUGCAGCAAAAAAUGGUCAUUCAAGUCUAGUUACCUAUCUCUUAUCCCAUGACUCUCAGAAUGUGACGUAUAAUGCUUACAACCAGAAUGCCCUGGAUGUCGCCAUAGAGGCGGGAAAAGAGUCAGUUGUUCUGGCCAUUGCGGCGCAUGGAAGGUAGCUAAACUGCGCUAACGACAAACAUUGUGGUCGCACAAUGCGGUCGCAUAAUCGAACAAUGCCAUUGCAUUAACACGGGACCAUUAUCAACGCUGACGCAGUAGAAAUUAAAGUGCUAACACUACAAAUGUGGCCGUAUUAACAGAGAAUUAACAGAGCUCAAUUUUUUUAUUAUUAUUAUUGUUAAGACUAUCCCUUAAACUUUAUACCGUAAUACAACAUAAUAGCAGAGCCUUUUCCUAGGGCCUGGGGUUAGGAUGAGGUAGGAUAUGGAUAGUGUCUUUCUUAGGAUAUUAGGAUAUGAGAUGUUCUAAGUAAUGUGAUCUUCUGUAGUUCAUGCAUUUUAAUGCUAUCUGGGAUCUGUUGUGUAUAUUUAUUUUUACUACUAUUUGUUAUUAUCAUUAUUAUUUGAAAAAGUGGCACCAGCGUUUUAGCGAAUCACAAAGCUAGAAAAUCCUCCCCAUAAACAAUGGCAGGCUAUCUGCUCGAGCAAAGGCCUGUUAUAUUUACUCACGUGCGGAAUAACAGACUACUCCCAUAUUCCAAACGUAUCUUACUUCAGUUGUUACUGACUGUGUCGUCCUAACUUCGACUACGGAAAACUAAAAAUGAUUAAUACUGACUUAAUUUCACCUUUAUUUUAUUAGGUGGAGGGAAAUGUGUCACCGCGUAGAAGAAGGCAUAACACAACUACAGCGUCUUGUAAUGAAAAUGCCAUUAGCCGCGGAGGUUUGAAUCAGUGUUGUAAAUUUUUUGACGUACUCUUACCUUCUUUUGGUAAUUCUCUCUUAAGACAUGGAAGUAGAAGCAGAAGCUAUAUCUCAGGAGAAAACGUUUCCUGCUUUGUUGAUGACUAUAUAAUAUAUAAUCAUUAUUAAAAAGCUUUAAAAUUAUGACACCGAAGGAACAGUUUCUUAAGUGAAUCACUGGAACGAAAAAUAAUAAGGAAAAAUCAGAGACGGCCCAUUUUAUUUUCGAGUUGGAAUCCUUCGCCUUGUCGUGGCCAAAAAUAACUCAAACUAAUGCUUGUAAUUAUAUAUUACUUAUGUUUAAAGGGACUUAAACAGUUGGUUACAAGGAUUGUUGCUAAGACACAAGGUUUUGACCACCGCAACUCGUCAUUGUCAAGUUUUUCACUGUGAAAAAAAUACGGACAGUUAUGUUUAUAUGUGGAACGCAACCGAAAGAACGAGAACAACUAAGAAAAAAAUUGCUAAUAGAUAAGGUAGAAGAAGAAAUAAAGCAAAAAAGUUUUGCAAACGCACCUUCUAGUUUUCCAUAUUUUGAGACAAUUCCCUUAACUGAGUCCUUAUAAAGAAAUCAGCCUUUAUAAUUUGAUUUUCUUGUUCGUUUACAGAAAUUCCUCGACAAAUGUGUUGAGGAGAGCGGAGAUAAAGAUAAAAGUGAAGAUUAUACAGUAAGUUUAUCGGCGUCACUUUACGACAGAAUUACUAACUUUUCCACUUUUUCCUAUUCCCUAUCUCUCCAAACAACUCUUGCCUAAUUUAACGUCCGCGGUUUUUCUUAAUAACUGAGUAAUUGAUAGAUUUACUGGUCCUACCAGUUUUUUUCUAGCCUCGUUCCAGUCCUCCCAGUCCUUGCUCGUUCCCACUAACCAAGAGACUAGAACAUGGUCGCGUUUCUCCAAAUUUCCAAUCAAGCAAAGACACCAUACAAGUACCACCAACAGGGUGAUCGUGUGCUAUAGUCGCAAUACUUAACGGCGUUAGAGCUUUAAAUCCGCGCUCUUUGUUUUUGGAGCAGAAAGGUUUCUCUAGUCGCUAAAUCGUUCGUACGAAUAAUCUGUUGUUGACUUUUCGAGAAAAGGCUUGUUCCUCUUAGAUGCAGAUUCCUUGUAUUUAUUUAUGUAGAUAUUAUUUCCUUAGGAUAUUAUAGUCAUGUUAUUAGUAAAUAUUAUUUAAUGCUUCAAAUCUUAUAAUAGCUUAAAAUGGAGUGAUUUUCAGAUCGUAUUUUCAUAAUAGUUCAUAAUAAGGUCAAUGAUAUCGUGCUUCAGCACGCCAGUUUUUGUGAUGACAGUUCCUGAUUUAUUUUACUGUUUACAGGUAACGUACGACUUCACGUUGCUGCAAGGCAUGCCAGACAUCAGAAAAGAUGAUCCUAAGAAAUAUCUUGACAGUCUACAUGUUAGUUGUUAUAGUGAAUAUUUUAUUUAUUGUGACCUUUUCUCUUCAACGUAAUCAGAGAUCGUGGUCAGUUUACGCUGAUAAUUUUAGUUUUAGUUUUUAGUCUAAUGAUGGUAGCACUUUACAGCAGAAUAAGGACAAACCUGUUUCCCUCCCUUAAAUUACAGUUAGAAGCUAAUUUAUUACAGAUAUAUUUACAACAAAAUCCCCAUACCUCUACAGAAUAAACUAUGACAAAAAUUUUGAACACCAAAAGAAAUCGAAUAGAGUAGAAAAAACAAGCCAGAAAUAAUCAUUAAAAAAGUAAUUGACUGCUACAUGAUUAAAAUUCUCGUCAACCGUUAGGUCUGAUUGUACCAGAUCACAUACCUUUAAUGCUAAAAUUAGCGCUAGCCUUGAAAAAAGCGUCCCCUUUUACGGACCGGUCAUUAUUUAAUGCUUGGGGGGAAGGGGGCGGAGGAUUUGGGGCAAAACAAGGUGAAAUUUAGCCGAUCCCCCACUUGAAUGUUACUUCACUGAAGUGAUCCCCCCUAAGAACAUUUGAUGACUUUCGCGAUUCUCCGCCCAUGUAUUCAUUUUCCAAGCAAACUUGAGUGGUCUCCCAGCUGAAUCCUUUUAAAGUUUUCAGUGAUCCCCCCUUUUGUUACGACUGAUCCCCGUUUCGUUCUCCCUCCCCCCCGCAGGCGAUAAAUAAUGACCAGUCCCUUAGACUAAAAAAAAAAUAGUAUGCACCCCCUUAACACCCGUCCUUACUGAAUACAGUCGACUCUCUCUUAACGGACACCUCUGUAAAACGGACAGCUAGAGUUGGUCCCUGCCUUUCUUUGCUCCCUCUAUUUGACUUUCUAUACAGCUAGUAUAGGUGUCCUUCUUAGAGAGAGUUGACUGUAUAAGGUAAACUGUCCUACAUACUCUAUGAUCAGGAAUAAAUUUUAUUAUGAAGUCAAGACUCUGAUUCCAAAUAUUACCCAGAUACCUAUAAACGGUUUAAUCAAUAAACUGAUGAACUCUUCUAAUUACUUUAUCAAUAUACAAUUCAUAAAAUAUAUUUCAGCUUGUUUUGAUGUCCGUGACAAAUUAUUAUCAAAAGUAACGUUUUUGCUUGUGUUGUAAUUUUGAUUCCUAAACAUAGCUUUUGCAAUACUGUAUGUGCUUGUAUGGUCAUGCAAACAAAGCUCGUUGUUGUUGUUAUUAAACACUUCAUGACUGGUCCCGAGGGAAACAGUUAAAGCUUUUUGUUUCCCGAGAAUCCGCUCAAUGGAGCCAAACCAAGCAAGCGUAAUGUACUAAAAGUGUUGUGAUUCUCUUGACAGACCAUGGUAAAAUAUAAACAAGUGAACUGCUUGUCGCAUCCAGUUACUGGAGCAAUCAUGAACAUCAAAUGGUGAGAUGAUAUAGAUGUUAAUGCCUACAAAAAAGAGAAGUGUGACGUGAUGUUACCAUGGUAGCAAAAUUUCUGGAUCUCAACAAUUUUUCUUGACAGAGACAGCCAUUUGCCUUGUCGAAUGUCAUGCGCAGGAGGGUCAUACAAACAUUUCAAUUAUUUCGUUUUUUCCUGCCGUAUUUACAGGACCACGGUUUGUUGAGAUCCAGAAAUUUUGUUACCAUGGCAACAUGACGUAACGACGUCUUCUCUCUAUUCAAGGCUUUACAAAAAGAAAUAGCCUUGGAAACAUUGUUAGUUAUGUUGGACAACUGAGAAAGAGGUAACAAAGGUACCGUAUGAAUACUCGAAAUAGCACCCCAUUCCCCACUUGACUUAGCUAUAGCACCCACUUGAGGUAAAAAAAUUUUAAUUGAGCCCACCACAGCUCUGAUCAGGUUUCCUCCUCAAGAAGAAAAAUUCCUGAAUAUCGAAAAUGACCUAAUAAACGUCCACCUCCAAUUAAACGCCUCUUAUCUAAUCAACUCCUCCCCUAGGCUGUUAAAAUAUUUUUAGACGCCUGUCUCUCAUAAACGCCCCCUGUAUAAUAGACGCCUCCUAUGAGAAUUACUCCAAUAUACUAGGAAUUAGCUAAAAAGAAACAAAAUCAUUCAAUUCAUUUAGUUUUUUAUUGAUUAACAAGGCUUUGCGUAUCUCAUCUUGUUCAAUGCCAAGUUUAAAGUAAGGACAAACUAACAAUAGCAACACAAUAACUAAGUGACGUUUAACUAACUACCACUAAGUGACGUUUUUAAUGUACCAAAAUUUCCUUUUUUUGUGUGAUUUUUAUCCAACUGAUCAUGUGUUGGUAAAUACUAAAACAACUAUCCCCCUCAGGUCGGUGAACAGCACUAGAUAUAUACCUCGACGCUUCACUAUUCCCUCCCCUUCGGGGGAUAGUAGUUGAAAAAGAAAAAAGAAGAUAGAAUUAGUUAUUUGAUUCAACGUGUUUACUUUCAGGCGGAAAGUUGGGUGGAAGGCUUACGUCAUGAAUUUAGGAUUUUACAUUUUAUUCCUUGUUAUGCUGACUACUAUGACUAUAUUACUGGAGGAGAAAACACAUAGAAGCUCUCUGUUGAAUAUACCACGCUUUACUAUCGUAAUAAUGAGUCUUUUUCACCUGCUAAAGGAAUUAUUUCAAAUAUGGGACGAGGUGAGUAGUGGAUAGAGUCGAUAUUUUUUUCAUAACGUUUUUUAUCCAGCAAUUUUUAGUCCCACAAACUUUAAACUUGUCAAGUAACCGGAGGGUCAUGGCUUACUCAGGAGUAAAUUGUUAAGAUGGGCCACGAAAAACGCUGUUUACCUCUGCGGCAAAUUUUUGAUGGACGUAAAAGGCUAGACUUUUGUGUCGAUCCUCUUGAGGACGAGGACUCAGUGUUACAUGUUUUUGCACACCAAAGAAAAGGGUACUCUCAUUUGUUUCAUAUAGGCUAUCGCAGUAUGUAUAAACGUUAACGAAUAGCUCAUCAUGGAGACACAAAAAAUACUCCGACCUAGCAUACACACCUUUCCACACUGCCACCAGGAGAGACACAGAAACCUCCAGGAUAGGUGACCAUCCACUUCAGUCAAGAUGAGAUCGGCGCGGCGCAAAGGAAAAGAGGAAAGCAGCACCAGAAACACUUAAAUCACCGUUCUGACAUGUGAACAAAAUGGUUUUCGUACUGUCGGAAAAGCUAUCCAGCAUAAUGUAGACAUGUUCUAACCAGCAAGUUCCAUCUUUUUCUAUUUUUAUUUUACACUUUCCAUGCCUCUCCCGUCGCCUUGCUGCUGGGAUCAUUCCACCAUCUCGUAAAUAAACUGACCCCCAAAGAAGGUGUAUUUAGAUUGAAAGGACCAAGUUUCAAACUCAUUUAUUCGUUCUAUUCGCUCACAAAUUGAGUCAUUGAACAAUAUACCAUCGACCUAAGUGGACAAAUACGAGAAGAGAGACCAAUUGACUCCAGGCCGAAGCACCGCUAACCUGCGUAGCUGGCGGAAUUGUUCUCGAGCUUUUCCCAUUCUCCGCGCGGCCUCGAACGAAGCUGCUCUGCCAAAACACGAUCCUGCCGGCUACGCAUCGUCAUCGGGAUAAAGAAUUGAACGCGGUACAAGUAGUUUGUAAAGUAUUAUACGCCCUUUUAUGAUGGAUACUGAAUAUUGACGGACUUCUGUUUAUCUUUUUUAGAAAUUCAAAUAUCUUUUGAAGAUAGAUAACUGGAUGGAAUGGUUUCUGUAUAUGACAAGUCUUGUUUACAUGUUUCAAUAUCGGGAACUCAACAGUAAAGCCGGAACGAACACUGAGUUAAAUAUCACGGCUGUGGCUGCUACUGCAAUUUUUAUCGCUUGGGUUAUAUUUGUACUUUAUUUAAGAAGGUAGGUUAUAAUUAGACGUCGAUUCCUUUCUCCUCCACUCACUCCUCUUAAUAAGUAAAACAACAGCUUUGCCUGGCAGCAAACCUCAUUGUCCCUUUCUUUGCCCUCACUGCACGACUACGAAGUGAAAAUGCCUAAUUUGGUCAGUCUGCCGUUUUGGUCCUCUAACUAAUUUGAAUGGUAUUGUGAAUUCUAUCUUUUAGAAGCGCAAAAGUUGGCGUAAAAGCAAAGAGCGAUAGCGUCCCCUAACCGGUUUUAUUGUUGCCCCACCAGUUCGGGAACUGGUCAGAAGAGUUUUUAUUAAGUAAAAUUUGGUUUCAUUUCAGGUUUUCUACGUUUGGUAUUUACAUUAUCAUGAUGAUGAACAUUAUACGAACUCUCGUCAAGGUAACGAUAGUUUAUUAAAAUAAUAAUGAAUUUCGCGAUUAUGCAACAAGUUACCUGUAUAGAGAGGAAACAAACUCAAGGCAAUGUCAGGGACCGAUUUUUUUCUAACUUUUGAUAGCAAAGCUUGUAUACUUUGCCUUUCUCUUAAUAUUACCUUAAAAACUAUGUUAUGUGGCCCUUAUGUGAAUUCUUGGAGACAAUUAGCAGUUUUUCAAGCUGAUUCUUUUUCUAUACGCCUUCCGUGGUUACCUGUGAUUCGAGUAUCUAUUUUCGUUUCGCAUGGUAAAUAUAAUCCUAGCGCCGACCAAAUGAGAGCCGUCAAAAUUGUGACUGAUCUCAAGUUAGUCUGCGGCCAAAUUGAAACAGGCCCGGUACAUUUAUUUCUAGUGUAAGAACAUAGUAUUAAAAAGUACUUUUUCUGUCGCGUGAACCGGAACCUUUAUAUGUUUUUUCAUCGUUUGAAAUAAACCUCGCCUUUUUUUUAGUGUCCAGUUUUUCAAGAUUCGACUAUGUUAGUUUUACUUAACUGUUUCUGAGAUUUCCUCUCUCUUCCAUCCCACAGAUCAUUAUUUUGUUCAUUCCUUUUGUGAUUGCCUUUGGAAUACCGUUUUACCUUUUGCUCCGCGACAAAAGUCCAGUGAGUAACCACUAUAUUUUACAAAUGAAAGGAAAAAACAACUAUCAGGAUUAACACCCUUAACGAUCCCAAAUUGUACGAAAUGGAGAUUUUUUAUGUUGCGUUGACGUGUAUGCACAGAAAACAUAACCUUAUUGAUGGGUUUAGUGGAAAUUAAGUCACUGCAGAUUAUAGCCUGCCAACAAUACCUUUUCAGUCUGUCGUGUUGAGCCUUGCAAGCAGGAGUGGGGAGGAUGUGCGUUAGCCUGCGUAACAAAGGCGGACGAGGGUAGAGAAACCGCGAGGAAUAUUUUUCUCGCCGCUUCGCCGCUCGUGCGCCUCGGCUCGACAAAACUGUCAUGCUACACAGGCUAGGUAUGCGUUUGCUUAAAAUGCUCGCCCGCACGACAAUCCUGAGGAACUACUAGCUUUCCGCCUGCGGAUAAUGGUCUGCUCAUGUCCAAUGACUGUGAUUUUUUUCCUCUACCAUUAACAGGAGAAAUCGGAUGAAAAAACUUACCUGUUUGAACGUCUUCCUUACUCCCUAUUUACAACCUUUAUGUUGAUACUUGGAGAGAUGAAAUACCCGCAUACAGUUUUCAAGUACCAACCUCUUCCAUAUCCUUGGAUAAGCUAUGUUGUUUAUAUCAUUUUCUGCUUGUGCAUGCCAAUCAUAAUAAAGAAUCUCUUGGUAAGUAUAUGGCCCUUUAGAUGUCAUUAGGAAUGUAUAUGUUGAGUUAUUUUUUUUUAUCUCAGGUACUUUCUAUUUUUCCUUGUUUCAACUUCAUUAGCAUACAUUACCGUGCCCAAAAAUGAAAAAGAAAUAAAAAUUACCUGAGAUAAAAAUUAGCUACGACAUGUACACCACUGGUUAUAGAGCUUUCUCACUCACGUGGUCAGUAGCUAUGCAAAUUUAUCGCAACAAAAGAAAGUUGUUACUUGAGAAAAAGGUUCUACUCCCAGAGGAUGGGUUUGGAACACCAACAUGACCGCCGUUUCACUGUUUUGGUACAAACGCCGGCUGUAUUUGCUAUUUGCACAUCUCCCAUAAUACACCUUAUCUGCCACCCAAACAUUUUCCAUAUCCUUUGUUUUUAAUUUCUUCUUGGUAUUUCAGUGGUCUCAAGAGAAACUGAAGACAAUGCUAAUAUUUUUUUAUUUGGGGGGCGGGGGGAGGGGGUGAAUAAGGUGUAUUUAACAAUUAUUCCUCGAGCCCGGAUGGGUUAUUGACUCAGAGGCCAUGAGGGCGAGAGGAAUAAUUGUUUUAGUAAAAUCCAACUAGUUGGUCAAGAAUAUCGAGACAAAACAACUUUAGCUAGCAAAGCGCGAUUCAGCCGCCAUUGUUUCAAUUGGUUUUCAAAGCCGGCGCUUUUCGCUGCUAAUGGGCUAUAACAUAUAGCCUAGUAGUAGCUCAACCAAUCAGAACGCAGCAUUGAUAAUAGACCACAAGUUGGAUUUUACCAAUAUGGAAGACACCCUAUUGGCGAAUAGUUUUCAAUAUUUUUACAUUAUCAGCGCAUUGCUUAGCCGCGAAUGUUUUGAAACACUAAACACGUAAACGCAAAGCAAAUGCUUUUUACGGUCGAACCUUCAACGUGUGUUAUAAGCCAACUGAAUACAUCUAUAAGAUGUUUGUAAAGGGGUGGGUUUCGCGUCACAUGAAACGGGGACGUUAACUGGACAGUGAACAAAACGGAAGGAAGAGGACCAUCAUGAAAAAUUACUAAAAUACUCUAAAUUUUACCGGAAUAUUCUUUUCCUGUUUAAACUCAUCUUACUGAAUUGUGAUUUGUGAACCAACUACGUCCUCUCGCCGAUGUCCUUAACAGGGGCAAGAUAUUAUAUUCGUACUCCGACAUUUUGUCUUAUAUUAUGUUCUGUACAUUUCGUUUUCAGAUUGGUCUUUCAGUCGGUGACGUCAAUAGAAUUCUUCAAUCUGCCAAAAUGGAGCAACAUGCAAUGCAGGUUUGUACAUUCAAAUAGAAAAUUGCGCGUAUGAGAACCUUGUCAGUGUUAACCGGUUUUGCUUGUUAGUUAUAAUAAGCAAGAUUACUAUGUUUUAAUUCCAUUACUCUUUAAGAUGCUUUUCUGACAAGUCUAUGACACAGUACACCUCAGGUAAUUCGUUGAAUAACAGGUACGGUUACGCAAAAAAGGAGUUGCGUCUACCCGCGCCAAAUAGGGAGCUUAAGCAAUUACAACGGCGUCGGCGACGAAAACCUUACUUAAAAAGUGCAUUAGUGCUCAUUCAAACUUCAUUGCUCUCGUUUUAUCUCGUUCAAUUUGACAAAGGUUGGUGAAUUUUUCUGCAGUUGAGUUCUGAAGGUCUGUAUCUUAGUGUAGGAAAAGAAGAAGAAGGAAAUCGUAGCCUGCGAGCAAGCUCUUCAGAGCGCGGGGCGGGAAAAGGAAGUAGAACUUGCAACUACGUCUCUGGAAUUUGAAUUCCGCCUCCAAUUCCCCUGUGGCUCCCCUUCGACAAAGCUGCCAGAUUUCCGCCAGUCAGUGCGAAGCGGAAACGAGCGCGAAUGUAAACAAAAGUUGAAAAACACGUGAAAGCACGCGCCAAGGGUAUUGACGUCAUUACUAAUGUCAGCUCCGCCAAUCAGCAUUUCGCAUCGACUUUUUCGAUGUAGAUAUUCAAAUUCCAGGGACGUAGUUGCAAGCUAUCCUUCCUUUUUCCGCCCCGCCGCCAGAGCGCCCCGGAGAGCUUGCUCGUAGGCUAAGAAUAUCGUUGUCUUAUGUACGCUUUACUACUUUCUAGUAAACGUGAAUUAGACCUUAUUCACGAUACCUGCCGUCUUUGCGCGCACUUUUAAAAGGACUAUGUCACGUGGUUUCUCAAGGGGCAAAAAAGUGAAAAAAAUUUCCAAUGCAAGAAAUCAUAAUCCAGUUUGUUUAUUUAAGACAACAGAAAAUGAAGAAAUUUUCAUCUUUAAGACGAUAUUGGCAAAUUAUGGGUGGAAGUAAUCAUUGUUACUACUUCUUUGGAUUCAGUAGCGACCGUAGAUGUCCUCACGGCAAAAAAAAUGACUUAAAUCUUGUCGAAACUCGAUAUGUACAUUUUGCACGACUAUUACGUCGUCGCCUCUUUUUUAGAGAAUAAACAAAGUCGACCGCGAUUACUCGCAUAGGUAAAUUUUAUCUCUGGUUGCCCCCAAAUACCACUAGACAUUUCUUUUAUUCAAUCGAUCCUAAAGCGCGUGCAAAGAUGGCGGGUAUAGUGAAUAAGGUCUAUUGCGAUGUUUCUCGUGGCAAUCGUUCAACUACGGCUAAGAAAUCAACAAAAAAAAUGUGAUGCACGUGCAAAGUUGAUGUUUUACCAAGCCCAUCGUUGCCGGCGCCGUAGUCGUUGCGCCUAAUACUAUUACUACUGCCCGUUACUAGAAACGUGUAAUCAUUCAAUUCCGUGACAAUGUUCAGUGUUUUACCGUAACGCUCCCUUUCUUUUAAGGUCGAAUUGCUUUUGGAAUUAGAGCGGGCCACGCCCAGGAAAGUCCUUAGGAAAAUUUGGGUCCCUUACUUCAUUGAGUACCCUAACAGAAAAAGGACAUGGAUACAGAAGGUAACUAACCGUCUAAUUUCCACCCCUCAAGGUUUUUCAUCUUUUAAUUAACUUGGACAGAUUAGAGAAAAUACAUUGAUACCGAUGGAACGAGGGCCUCAAAAUAAGUAAAGCUGCCAGUUUGAGAGUGAUAGAGGUUGAGAAUAAACGCAAAGCAAAGGUUGGGAGAUUUUAUAGACGUUUUCUGUGGUGAGGGUGCAAGUUUGUGCCUCCGCCAUUCACAAACCUCUGUAGAAUUUCGCGGCCAUAACUUGGCUAGUUUCUAACAUAUCAGUCUCAAACUAUGCAAGUAAUGAACUGAUUUUAAGGCGCCCUAAAUGUAGAGGUGUUGAUGGAUUUUCGCUAACUGGAUCUUUCAAUUUUGUUUGCAAUAUUUUACAUUGGAAUGUAUAAUUUGAAUCGAAACGCAUCACUCAAGUUUAGAGUCUUCUCACCAAAAACAUCAUGAAUUAACCCGACUUAGUUCACCAUAAACCAGUGUUCAAUGCCAUCAAUGGUACACAACCCUCUUUGACUCUUAUGAUGGCGUCUGAACAGGCUGUCAAAAUGUCAGUCAACGACAGUCCUAUUCAUGUCAGGACUGCACUUACGCGGAUGAUCAAACACCUCACCCAUUUAUGACAGCAAUUAGAACUGGGCUCAAACCGCUGUGUAUCAUUCAACAGCUGGUAGAGUUGGGAUCUCCUAAGAAACACACAGCCACUCAACAGACUUACGUCAAUCCCGCUCUGGUGCAAAUAAAUGAAAAGGUCACCAAACUAACGGAUAAAGUUGAACUACAAGAGGACAAGUUAGUAUAUAAACUUUCGUAGCUAUUUUUUUGUUGUUGACACGUCGAUACUUAACUGAGUAUUCAUCAAUGCAAGUACCUGGGCGUAACCAGGAUUUGUGGCAUCUCGCGUGUAGUCAAAUUAUUGAGUAUCAGGGGAAGAGGGGACUUAAAACGUGCUUGACACCCCUGCGCGUUUUACUGCGUCUAGUAAUAGCUUCAUGCUCUUUUUUCAUACUAGCAGCAUAUCAGUUCCCAAUUCAAUUCAAUUUUUAUUUUCCACUUUUAACUGGAAAUUACUAAUUAAAAUUACUAAAAUAUAUGUAUUACAUCUAUAACAUAAUCUAUUAGCAGAAGUUCUAUGCAAGCUCAGCUGAGCUUUUUCCUAGAGGUCCCCUUUAAUGUGUGCAUUACAAACUCGAGUUGAAUUUGGUGGCCUUACAUAUUAUUAAGCAGCAACAGUAAUACACUUAUAUAUGUUCCACCAUGUAGAGUCGAUGUAUUUCUGUUGAACAAAACAUUUCAAUUUUCUUUUAAACAACUGCAAAUGACUUAAUGUCCUUCAAACUAUUUGGCAAACUGUUCCAUAUCAUAGCACCUCUAUAUCUAACUGAGAAACGUCUAUAAUUAGGUCUUUCAUCCUUAAUUUAUACUUUGUUUUGUUCGCAGACCUUGUAUUAUAGGAAUGAAUAGUAUUAUUAAUUCUCCAAAAAGUAAUCUGAAAAAGAUGGCGGCAAUUGUCCUCUAAAGUAAGAGUUUAACCCAUAUAUUGUUAGUAAAUUCAAAGAAAGGAAUACAGGUCUUAUUCCCUCUGCCCCUUUCAAGUGUCCGUUUCAGUCUGACGCUGUUUCCGCCUUUUCCAGCGGAGACAAACAUGUCUCCAGCAUGUCUACUUCCUCUUGUGAUUAGCAGUUCUCUUUAAUGAACGCUUGAGACUAAGGGGGUUGGGGUGGGGGGAAUGUGAUUUUAAAUCGGUGAGUUUUUACUUCUUUCUUCAGAUUACAAAACAUCAUUCGCCUUCUUGGAAGACUUGAUCAAAGACUGACGGAGAUGAGUCCUGGAGGGAAACCGCUGACUAGCACAGUGGAUGGACAUCAGGCAGUGACCAGAGAAACUUCGGUUAGACCUUGUCUUACAGAAAAUAGC
Messenger RNA from Porites evermanni, 29059 nucleotides. The record is from the annotation of a GenBank genome assembly. NCBI's taxonomy places the organism in Eukaryota, Metazoa, Cnidaria, Anthozoa, Scleractinia, Poritidae.